This is a messenger RNA of Aspergillus costaricaensis CBS 115574, 692 nucleotides long. Its product is annotated as putative RING finger domain protein. Bases 1 to 465 code for a protein of 154 amino acids. Gene Ontology annotation, molecular function: ubiquitin protein ligase activity. Gene Ontology annotation, biological process: protein ubiquitination. The record is from RefSeq and is a predicted model, not a curated record. Lineage: Eukaryota; Fungi; Ascomycota; Eurotiomycetes; Eurotiales; Aspergillaceae. The transcript has 3 exons.
AUGGGGUUGUCGGAGAAAAAGGAUAACCCUCAGGUCAAUCACCACAUGGCCAUUGUCUUAGGAAUCGGACUAGGAGUCGCGACCUUAAUCAUCAUGUGUUUGCUUCUGACCCUUUUCGUCAAUCGGCGUGAGCGCCAUCCCGUUCUCAAGAGCAAAGGCAGCUCGAGCGACAAAUUACGCAAGCUGGAUGCUGUCUCCCCAACUCGGACAUUAGAAGAUUGGUGGUCGCGAGCUAAAGGCCCUCUUUUACCGUCCGAAGGUGUUGAUGGCGACUUCAUAUGCGUUGUUUGCCUCGAGUCGGUUCUGCGCUGCCAGGAAAUCCGAGAACUCAAAUGUCUGCACGUGUUCCAUCGAGAAUGUCUCGAAAAGUGGUAUCUGCAAGACCACUUCAAUUGCCCACUCUGUCAUAGAGCGUAUUACGUUCAAGAGACCCAUCCGAGUAAUGAGUUUGUGUGGAUGGUGUGAAUGCGACCGACCUCUUCUUUCCAGGCUUAUGCGGCGUUUGGUGUCUUGUCUGGGCAUUCACCCCACGCCGGUCUUACUCCACUCGAAUGUUGUCGCUCACGAUGGGCAUCAAUAUCUUCUUUUUUCGGCUUUAUAGGAAACAUAGGCCAGUCCAUGUGCGGGUCCCCAUUGGUUGGUCCUGGACGAUAGUUGGGAUCCUCUUUCAUGAGUUAAUGACCUUUGAUGAU